This is a messenger RNA of Eruca vesicaria subsp. sativa (arugula), 909 nucleotides long. The record is from the annotation of a GenBank genome assembly. Lineage: Eukaryota; Viridiplantae; Streptophyta; Magnoliopsida; Brassicales; Brassicaceae.
AUGAAUUAUCUUCUUGGAGCCUUCAAGCCCGCGUGCAAUAUUUCAAUCUCUUUUUCUGAUGGCAAAAAUCGUAAACAGGUACCCAUGAAGAAAGAAAAUGGUCAAACAGCUUUGGUGCCACUUUUCCAGAGUCAAGAAACUCUUUCCGGGAAGGUUUGCAUUGAACCAUAUCAAGGGAAAAAAGUGGAGCAUAAUGGUGUCAAAGUUGAGCUUCUUGGUCAAAUAGAAAUGUACUUUGACAGAGGAAACUUCUAUGACUUCACUUCCUUGGUUCGUGAACUGGAUGUCCCUGGAGAUAUAUACGAGAAAAAGACAUACCCUUUUGAAUUUCCAACUGUCGAGAUGCCAUAUGAUACGUACAAUGGUGUCAAUGUGCGGCUAAGAUAUGUUCUCAAAGUAACCGUCACUCGUGGCUACGGAAGCAUCGUGGAAUACCAGGAAUUUAUGGUUCGGAACUAUGCGCCACCUCCUCCAAUCAAUAACAGCAUCAAGAUGGAAGUUGGGAUUGAAGAUUGCCUGCACAUCGAGUUUGAGUACAAUAAAAGCAAGUAUCACCUAAAAGAUGUUAUCCUUGGCAAAAUAUAUUUUCUGCUUGUGAGGAUCAAGAUGAAGAAUAUGGAUCUUGAGAUUAGGAGGAGGGAAUCAACAGGUGCUGGUGCUAAUACUCAUGUGGAGACAGAAACACUUGCGAAAUUUGAGUUGAUGGAUGGAACUCCCGUUAGAGGUGAGUCGAUACCUGUAAGACUGUUUCUUGCCCCGUACGAUCUUACACCAACGCAUCGCAACAUCAACAACAAGUUCAGCGUCAAGUAUUAUCUGAAUCUUGUACUGGUGGAUGAAGAGGAUCGCAGAUACUUCAAGCAGCAAGAGAUUACUUUAUACAGGUUGAAGGAAGACACAUCAUCUUGA